ACAAAGAAGUUGUUAAUCCAUCAAAACCUGAAAUCCUGCAGAACGAACAUGAAAAUAUGAUAACGUAUGUCUGCCUUAUUGAGAAAUUCUACCCAGAAGUUAUUCGGGUCACAUGGAAUGAUGAAGAAAAUAAGGAGGUAACAGACAACGUAGUGAAAGGAGACACUUGGAAGCUCUCAGAAGAUAAAUACUCAGUCAGCAGCUGGUUAACUGUACCACUGAAGGACAAAGACAAGAAAUACUCCUGCAACUACGAGCAUGAAAACCAACAGCAUUCAGUGUCAACACACGAUUCUACAAAGACAACUACUCAGGAAGUGGACUGCAGCACACAUCCUGGAAACGGGACAGUUUUUAACAGAGAUCACUUAAUGCACAGGACAGCAUAUUUAGUGUACAUCAUACUUCUCCUGAAGAGCUCCAUGUACUAUCUCAUCGUACUCUUCUUCAUCUACAGAAUGUGGGCUCCAACCAAGCAACGAGGAAAGAAAGCAUAA
Molecule: messenger RNA, 497 nt
Organism: Eurypyga helias (sunbittern)
Lineage: Eukaryota; Metazoa; Chordata; Aves; Eurypygiformes; Eurypygidae
Product: T-cell receptor gamma chain C region 1
Exons: 3
Source: RefSeq, a predicted model, not a curated record